CGUAAGAUUGACAAUGACGUUUGAGAAAAUGAUUAUUUCUGUCCAGAGAGAUUUUUCUGCAAAAAAGUGUAGUGCACUAACUAAUAACUGAUAUAUUUAUUCAGAAACUAUUUAUUUUAAAGUAAGUUGCCUUAAAAUUGCUAAGCAGUGAUAAUUUAUUUCUUCAUUUACAAAGUGUAUGAUUGGAAGAAGCUGUGGUUAAAUUUGAUUAAAAGAAAAGCAAUUCAUUCAGGUUCAAAGUCAAGUAGUUAUAAUUACUUAUUCAUUUGAAGACCAUUUAAGAAAAGGCGUUAUACUUCAAUGAUAUCAUGGCUGAGAAAAACUUGAAUGGACUAUCUUUGAAUGCAGAAAAUCUUAAACAUAAUGCUGUACAAGAUGAUAAACUGUACCAGCAAUUUAAUGGAGUUCAUUCUUCACAGUCGUCAAGAAGUUCAUCACCUUCAAUGCGACUGGGACAAAUUCCAUCCUCCCAGUUACCCCCUAGUAGACCUAUACCCCAAUCUCAACUCCCCCCCUCCCGUUCUUUAAUUGGAAGUGUAACACAACAAGUAGGGGCUUUAAAUAUUAAUCAAGGAGUAACUGGGCAUAGUCAACAAUUUGGAACCACACCUCAACCUUCCAAUACCAGCAAAAAUUUGUCUACUAUGUCAAAUGUAUUUAUGAAAGAUCACAUAAACACAAAUAAUUUGGCAUCUAUUUCUACACAGCCAACUCUAAAUAAUCCUAGUUUAAUAGGUUUUCAGCCACAGCCUGAAAUAGUCCCAAAACAAGAUUUUCCUCCAAGUCAAUCCAAUGCUCAACCAAUGGAAAACAUUAAAAAAACCAAUUAUGAAACUCCAAGUGUAGCACAAGUUAAACAUAUAGAACCCACACCUAAUAUAAAUAGCCAACAUAUACGUUUGAAUCCCACACAAUCAAAUUAUUGGUCUCCUAGAACACAACCAAAUCAAGUACAGAAUACAAUUGGUGUUCCAAAUAGUUCAACUGAACCUAGAAUAAGUCCUAUUACCUUUCAAAUAAGUCCGAAUCGAACAGUUGUAAAUCAAACAUCUCAUCAAAGCAUUCAGAAUAACCAAGCUACUCCAAAUAGGACAGUUCAAGAAUCAUCUCCUAUAUUAGGCCAACCAAACAAUCCAGUUGGAUCAUAUAAACAUUUUUCUGGUCCUCAUUUACAGCAGCAAUCAAGACCACUUUUUCAACCUGUUAUAUCCCAGAUGGGUCAGAGUGGAUUACCCAAUCAAUCUUCAAAGCCUCAAUUAAGUCAUGUAGGUGCUCCUUUAACUUCAAAUCAGCAAAGAAUGUACCAGUCAUCUCCUUUUCAACAACAAGAUAACCAAAGAUAUAACUCUACUAAAACUGUCAACAGUAAUGCUAGUGUAAAUACAAACUUACUUCCAAGUACAUCACCUCUUGGUUCGCAAGCUUCUGUAUAUCCACAAACUUCUAAUAGUUUACCUCCCCUCCAACCAUCAAAUAUCUCUCAGAAAGCUAAUCUGCAUUCCAAUAGGUAUCCCACAUUACCAGUAAACAACUAUCAGCAACCAUCACCUGGGCAGUAUCAAUAUCAGGAACAGACACAAAAGUCAAUAAUUCCUGAACAACAUUCAAAUACUUACCUGAAUCAGAAUAACCAACACACAUCUUAUCAAGGAGUUUUGAAUACAGGUUUUAAUAAACAAUGGGGGUUGGAACAUUUGGAUCUUCUUCAAGCACCAAACAUACUACCAAAUACGAAAAUUGAGCCCCCUCAAAUUCGCCUUGGUCAAGAAUUGUUAGAUCAAGCUAAUUGCAGUCCAGAUGUCUUUCGCUGUACAAUGACGAAGAUCCCAGAAAAUAAUUCACUUUUACAAAAAUCAAGACUUCCUUUGGGAGUAUUAAUCCAUCCAUUCCGAGAUCUUAACCAUUUACCUGUCAUUCAGUGCAAUGUGAUAGUGAGGUGUAGGUCUUGUCGUACUUAUAUAAAUCCAUUUGUAAUAUUUGUAGACAAUAAGCGAUGGAAAUGUAAUUUAUGCUAUAGGAUCAAUGAAUUACCAGAAGAGUUUCAGUAUGAUCCAAUUACAAAGACAUACGGAGAUCCUACUAGAAGACCAGAAAUUAAGGCUAGUACCUUAGAAUACAUUGCUCCUGCAGAAUAUAUGUUAAGGCCACCUCAACCUGCAGUUUAUCUAUACUUGUUGGAUGUGUCUAAGUUGGCUGUUGAAAGUGGAUAUUUAAACAUUGUUAGCAAUAUUUUAUUAGAUGAACUUAAAAAUUUGCCUGGAGAUGCAAGAACACAAAUUGGAUUUAUUGCUUAUGAUUCUGCACUACAUUUUUAUUCUUUGCCUGAAGGUAUAACUCAACCCCACGAGAUGACCAUUUUGGACAUAGAUGAUGUAUUUCUUCCAACUCCAGAUAAUUUGUUGGUAAACUUAAAGGACAGAAUGGACCUAAUAGCAGAUCUACUUAGACUCUUACCUACAAGAUUCUCCAACAGUUUUGAUACUAACUCCGCCCUUGGUGCAGCUCUACAAGUAGCCUUCAAAAUGAUGGGUCCAACAGGAGGUAGAGUAACAGUUUUUCAAGCCGCUUUGCCAAAUGUAGGACCUGGAGCUUUGGUAUCAAGAGAAGAUCCGUCUAAGAGGGCUGCUGCAGAAGUAGCUCAUCUCAAUCCUGCUAACGAUUUUUAUAAACGUCUCGCGCUAGAAUGCAGUGGCCAACAGAUAGCUGUGGACAUGUUUAUAGUUAAUUCUCAAUAUGUGGAUAUUGCUACUAUUUCGGGAAUAAGCAGAUUCAGUGGUGGUUGUUUGCAUCACUUUCCAUUGCUCAAGCCUUCUAGACCCAUAAUUUCUGAUAGUUUUGCGCGAUCUUUCAGACGUUACAUCACCAGAAAAAUUGGAUUUGAAGCCGUAAUGCGAAUAAGGUGUACAAGAGGAUUAUCAAUUCACACUUUUCAUGGUAACUUCUUUGUUCGUUCAACAGAUUUACUUUCUCUGCCAAAUAUCAACCCAGAUGCAGGAUUCGGUAUGCAAGUAGCUAUCGAAGAAAGUUUGGCUGAUGUGCAAAGUGUUUGUUUCCAGGCAGCAUUAUUGUAUACUUCUAGUAAAGGCGAACGUAGGAUAAGAGUGCACACGAUGUGCUUGCCAAUAGCAUCGACGCUUCAAGAAAUUAUUCAUUCUGCAGACCAACAGUGUAUUAUAGGAUUGUUAUCAAAGAUGGCAGUCGAUCGAUCGAUGCAAUCUAGUCUUUUAGAUGCCCGCGAAGCGUUCAUCAACGUAGCAAUAGAUAUACUAACAAGUUAUAAAAUGAGUCUUAAUCUCGGCAGUCCUGUGCUGGGUUUGUUGGUACCGAAUUGUUUGCGAUUAUUGCCUUUGUAUAUAUCAGCUCUUCUCAAACACGUCGCGUUUAGAACAAGUACCUCUACAAGAUUAGAUGAUAGAGUAAUGAAAAUGAUAGAUAUGAAAACUAAACCAUUAUAUAUGCUCAUCAAGGACGUUUAUCCCGACUUAUUUCCUAUACAUAAUUUAGAACAGCAGGAGGUUAUUAUGAAUUCUGAUGAGGAACCAAUAUCGAUGCCUCCCAGACUACAACUUACUGCCAGAUCUCUUGAAAGUAGAGGUGCAUUUUUGUUAGACAUGGGUGAAAACAUGAUUCUUUUCAUUUGUCCAAAUGUACCACAAGAAUUUUUAAAUGAAGUGCUCGGAAUAUCGCACUAUAACGCCAUUCCUGAUGACAUGUAUGAAAUACCCAUAUUAGAUAAUAUAAGAAAUCAAAGACUACAUCAAUUUAUUAAUUAUUUAAAUGAGGACAAACCUUUUGCGCCACCAAUACAAGUGAUUAAAGACAAUAGUACUAAUAGGAGUGUAUUUUUUGAAAGGUUAAUAGAAGAUCGGGUAGAAACUGCACUUUCUUAUCACGAAUUCUUGCAACAUUUAAAAACUCAAGUGAAAUGAGUUUAGGUGUAUAUUUAUUAUUUUUAUCAUUGUAUCUAAUUUAUGCAAAAAUAUUGCUAUUAGGAGGGUUAAUCUGAAAUUAUCAAAGUACAAAAAUGAAAAUAAAUGAGCAUUUAUAUCUUCAAUUUAAA
Molecule: messenger RNA, 4060 nt
Organism: Diorhabda carinulata
Lineage: Eukaryota; Metazoa; Arthropoda; Insecta; Coleoptera; Chrysomelidae
Gene: Sec24AB
Product: protein transport protein Sec24A
Exons: 3
Coding region: 309-3929 (1206 amino acids)
Biological process (GO): endoplasmic reticulum to Golgi vesicle-mediated transport; COPII-coated vesicle cargo loading; intracellular protein transport
Cellular component (GO): COPII vesicle coat; endoplasmic reticulum exit site
Molecular function (GO): SNARE binding; zinc ion binding
Source: RefSeq, a predicted model, not a curated record